AUGGUUGUAUAUUUUUUUGCUGUUUUAUUAAUUGUAAUACCACACUUUAAGAUAGUCGAACCGAUUGUGCGCGAGUGGCGUGAUUAUCGGCGGUUGGGAGCAAUAUACGCUCGACUUAGCGAAGCUCUUGGCCGAAUUGAGCCAACAGUCUCGAUCACGGAGGAUGCAGCUGAUGUGUGGUUGUCACCGCUAGCGAGUGCUGAUAAGCGAUGCUUUGGCACAUACUUCCGCGUAGGCUUCUACGGCGCAAGGUUUGGUGAUUUGGAUGGGGAAGAGUACGUCUAUAAGGAAGGUCCAUUCACGAAGCUUUCUGAGAUAAGUCAUCGGCUCGAAUCUUUCUACACGGAGCGCUUUGGUAAAGAUGUCGUGGAAGUGAUCAAGGACUCAAAUAAUGUGGUGAGAAGUUCGCUUCAAUCCACGAAAGCGUAUCUCCAAAUCACUUACGUCGAGCCAUACUUCGACAAAUGGGAGAGAAGGAGGCGAUUAACGCAUUUUGAGCGCAGCCACAAAAUAAAGAGGUUCGUAUACGCAACGCCUUUUACUCGUGAUGGAAAAGCACAUGGUGAUCUGAAAGAUCAAUACAAGCGGCGAACUAUACUAUCCACGCAGCAUAGUUUUCCCUACGUGAAAACGCGUAUCAAAGUUGUUGAACGUGAGCAGAAGGUAUUGCAACCAAUUCAAGUAGCUAUCGAUGAUAUUGAGAAGAAGACAAGGUGA
Strongylus vulgaris is the source of this 717-nucleotide messenger RNA. Lineage: Eukaryota; Metazoa; Nematoda; Chromadorea; Rhabditida; Strongylidae. The record is from the annotation of a GenBank genome assembly.